UAUUAUAAUUCACUCUCGGCUUCUCUUUCCCACUCCCAUUUCUCCCUCUUUCUCGCCGGAGUAUGAAGAACUCUCUGAUCUUCUUCGUUUUCUGGAUCGCUAUCUGUGCCACUCCGGUGACACCAGAUGCCUCCAAUCACCGCUACAGCGAAGGUGAUUUCGUCCCUCUUUACGCCAAUAAGGUCGGCCCAUUUCACAAUCCCAGCGAAACCUACCGGUACUUUGAUCUGCCUUUCUGCUCACCAGGUGAUGUAAAAGAGAAAAAGGAAGCUCUUGGUGAGGUGUUGAAUGGAGACCGUCUUGUCAGUGCUCCUUACAAGCUUGAUUUUAGAAGGGAGAAAGACACAGAAGUUGCUUGUAAAAGCAAGUUAUCCAAGGAAGCAGUUGCUCAGUUUCGAGCUGCAGUGAAGAAAGAUUAUUACUUUCAGAUGUAUUAUGAUGACUUGCCUAUAUGGGGUUUUAUUGGAAAGGUUGAUAGAGAAGGCAGAGAUGAUCCGAGUGAAUACAAAUACUUUCUGUUCAAGCACAUCCAAUUUGAUAUUUCCUACAAUAAUGAUCGUGUGAUUGAAAUUAGUGCUAGAAUGGAUCCUCAUUCUGUGGUGGAUCUGACAGAGGACAAGGAUGUUGAUGUUGAGUUCAUGUAUACUGUAAAGUGGAGGGAAACGGACACUCCCUUUGAGAAAAGGAUGGAUAAGUACUCGCAGUCCUCUUCGUUACCACAUCACUUGGAAAUUCAUUGGUUUUCAAUUAUUAACUCAUGUGUAACAGUUCUUCUUUUGACUGGUUUUCUUGCCACUAUUCUGAUGCGCGUCUUGAAGAAUGAUUUUAUGAAGUAUGCACAAGAUGAGGAAGCGGCUGAUGAUCAAGAAGAGACUGGUUGGAAAUACAUCCAUGGCGAUGUCUUUCGAUUUCCAAAAUACAAAUCAUUGUUUGCUGCAGCCCUUGGUUCUGGCACCCAGUUGUUUACCCUCACAGUUUUUAUAUUUAUGUUGGCUCUGGUUGGUGUGUUUUAUCCAUACAACCGAGGAGCUCUGUUUACCGCUCUGGUGGUCAUAUACGCACUCACGUCUGGGAUUGCAGGAUAUACAGCAUCCUCAUUCUAUUGCCAACUUGAAGGAAGCAACUGGGUGAGGAAUCUGUUGCUGACGGGUUGCCUUUUCUGUGGGCCUCUGUUUUUCACAUUCUGCUUUCUGAACACUGUGGCUAUUGUUUACAAAGCAACCGCUGCACUUCCCUUCGGCACAAUUGUGGUGAUAGUUCUCAUAUGGACAUUGGUAACAUCACCAUUGCUUGUUUUGGGUGGUAUAGCAGGAAAAAAUAGUAGGAUCGAAUUCCAAGCUCCAUGCCGCACAACAAAGUAUCCUCGAGAGAUUCCACAGUUACCUUGGUAUAGGAGUACUGUUCCUCAGAUGGCAAUGGCAGGGUUCCUUCCCUUCAGUGCUAUAUAUAUUGAGCUUUACUACAUAUUUGCUAGUGUCUGGGGUCACAAGAUAUACACAAUUUACAGCAUUCUUUUCAUUGUCUUCAUCAUCCUUCUCAUAGUGACUGCUUUCAUUACCGUGGCUUUGACCUACUUUCAACUAACCGCUGAAGAUCAUGAAUGGUGGUGGAGGUCUUUUCUAUGUGGUGGGUCGACUGGCCUGUUCAUCUACGGUUACUGCCUGUACUAUUACUAUGCUCGCUCGGAUAUGUCUGGUUUCAUGCAAACCUCUUUCUUUUUUGGGUACAUGGCUUGCAUCUGCUAUGGAUUUUUUCUGAUGCUCGGAACCGUAGGCUUUCGUGCAGCCCUGUUCUUUGUUCGCCACAUCUACCGGUCGAUCAAGUGCGAGUAGCAGAUUUGGUCCCUUGUUUUUGCUUGGGAGGGAGGAAGGAAACACGUUGGUUCACUUUCAUCCCUCUGUUUUAGUAAGAGGCUCCGCUCUUGUGUUGGCUUGUAGUUAGGUACAACUUACUGAACGUUUAGCAUCUUCAUUCUGGGAUCUUUUCAGAUUCCAAAGCUUUUUGACAGAUUUUGGUCGUCUUUGUUCCUCGUUUUCAAUUUUGUGGACGGAAGGAUAUCAGCUCUGUUAAUCUCGAUAUUAUUUAUUCAUGUAGAGAAGCAGCUUAUGCCCCAAAUAUACAAAAAUUUUCCUCAGAAACAAAAUCUAUUUGUUAUUCUUUAUUGUAAUAAAGAAGUUCCAUAGCUCCAUCAAA
Momordica charantia (bitter melon) is the source of this 2193-nucleotide messenger RNA. RefSeq names its product Endomembrane protein 70 protein family. NCBI's taxonomy places the organism in Eukaryota, Viridiplantae, Streptophyta, Magnoliopsida, Cucurbitales, Cucurbitaceae. Gene Ontology annotation, biological process: protein localization to membrane. Gene Ontology annotation, cellular component: membrane. The record is from RefSeq and is a predicted model, not a curated record.